CUGUGUCGCUUCCUUCCUGGGCUCCUCCCGCUCCCUCGGUUGCACCUGCGACCGGGUGAGCGCCGCCGCCCAGAUCAGGGAGGUGCUACACACCUGUUUGGUACAUCUUGGUAUACCUGUUUGAUGAUUUCCUCCAUGUUCCUGGAAAAUCAAGUGUUGGAUCAAGUGACAACGAGAGACUGGGUGACAGGAGCGAUUCGGCUGCGCUCCACACUGGAGAGCUUACCGGUAGAAGAAUUAAUUCCUAAGAGUCUGAAAUGUUGCAGAAUGGCCAAAGAGGAGACCCCAAGUAUCUCCAAGGACUUGCAGGAGUUGUGGAGGAAGCUGUCUUUGCUCAUAGACUCUGUCCAGAAUAACUCAAAGAUCCUCAUCCAUGGUCCUUGGGAUGGAUUUGGGCUACGUGACGUCCUGGCCACCGACUCCCAGGACGAUGGGGCACAUUAUCAGUCGGCUAAGUCCCGAGGUGGUUGCCUUUAUGAAGUCUCCAGUGGGUCAGUACCUGGACAAGCACCCUUUUGUAGCCCUCACUUUGCUGGUGUUCGUGGUGGUGUCAGCGGUUCCGGUUGGGUUCUUCCUGCUCCUUGUGGUACUUACCUCCCUGGCUGCGUUUGUGGGAGUCAUAUUACUGGAAGGACUGGUCAUCUCCGUGGGCGGCCUCUCCCUGUUCUGUGUCCUCUGUGGCUUGGGCUUCGUGUCACUCGCCAUUUCAGGGACCAUCAUCGUGUGCUACGUGGUGGUUUCCAGCCUCAUCAACCACUGGUUUUCUUCCGGACCACUGAUACCAGACUCCAGCGGGGACUGCCAACUGACUGUGAAGCCCGCGGGCUUGGAGGGGCGCUACCAGGAAUGAGCAGACGGCGGAGCUGCAGCUUUCCUCCCGGCAUCUCCGGAGGCUGGGAUCACACAUGCCUUUGGGGUUGUGACUCGGAGGGCACUAGGUGGUCAAGCACUCCUUGGGGGGGUGUCCCGGGCUUUUUCACUUGUGAGUAGGGUCCUGCGGUAGCCACUUGAGAACCUCCCAGGCUCGGCCGCGCCUCCCGCCUCUCCCCUUCUCCCCAGUGAUGCAGACUGGAUCCUGGCAGGGCCCUAAGCCUGGCGACAUGACCCCAAGGUCGACUUGACACAGGAUCUUGUAUCCAAGGGCCCAAUUUGGGGUAAUUGAGGAUUUUUCUUUCUUUUUUUAAGAAAUGAAAGAAGCUGUUUAUUUCUCCACUCAUUUGAAACAAGAGUGGGGGUGGGAAACAUCCAAAACAUAACCAGCUCUUCUGUUUUAUUAGCCUUUUAUCAGAAAGAGCAGCAGUAUUGGACAAUAAUGGACUCUCAAAGUUGGAAAACAGAGUCCAAACUCAAUUUUAUAGUCGAGCAUUUUUGAGGAAGUCUGUAGGAGUAGCACCCACUGCUGAGUCCUGUUAAGCUAUUACUCUUUGCACUUGAUACUUUGUAUUUUGUUAAGGAACUUGCCCUGUUAAGCCACUUAGAAAAGUUCUGUGAACAUACUAAAGGGCUACAGAAAUUUAAAAAAUCCUGUGGUAUUUCUACUUAAGUGGUUUAUUUGCUGUGGUAUUUUAUUCAAUAAAUACUUGUUUAGAUGAGCUUUUUUUCUGUCUACAUUCUUAUUUAAUGUAUCACAAAAAUAUAUAUUUUAGAGAGUAAGGAAAAUGACCAAGGGUGAAAUGAAGCAUGUCUUCAAUACGGACGGUCAGUAUCAGGUGGUGACGACAGAAAAGUCAUAGUGUGGGGACAAAACCUGGAGCCAGCGAUAGCUCCAUUCAGUAAGAAAUCACGUGCUCUGACAGGAAGACAAGUAGCAAACCAUGAAUUGUCCUCUGAACAGCAGGCCAAAGGGCAGGAACUGGAGAUGGAGAGAAUUACAAAGAGGAGAGACAAAGAUAAACAUUCCUCAAGCUACCCAGUUCCUUUGCUGAAAUGGAAGGAAUAUGGGUCAGCCUCAGGCUCUCACUUUUAGGUGGACUUGGACAUGCUGGGCCGUAGGGUCACUGGUGCCUGAUGAAGCAGCCAUCCGAGCUGUCCAGUCAGUGGUGUCUGUUUUAUCAUCUUUAGUUAAUGUUCGCUUUUGACCAUCUCCAUAGACAUCGCCAACAGCUCCUUUGGUAUUGCCAUCUCUUACUCUGUGACACCCACAUUAUUGUGUAUAAAAAUGUGACCAACUUCUGGAUGUUGAUUUUGUAUUCUGCUACUUUGCCGAAUUCAUUUAUUAAAUCAAUUACUUUUUUGGUGGAGUCUUCAGGGUUUUCU
Molecule: messenger RNA, 2256 nt
Organism: Molossus molossus (Pallas's mastiff bat)
Lineage: Eukaryota; Metazoa; Chordata; Mammalia; Chiroptera; Molossidae
Gene: LDAF1
Product: transmembrane protein 159
Exons: 7
Coding region: 124-990 (288 amino acids)
Source: RefSeq, a predicted model, not a curated record